Molecule: messenger RNA, 2175 nt
Organism: Pediculus humanus corporis (human body louse)
Lineage: Eukaryota; Metazoa; Arthropoda; Insecta; Psocodea; Pediculidae
Product: synaptonemal complex protein ZIP1, putative
Exons: 4
Coding region: 1-2175 (724 amino acids)
Source: RefSeq, a predicted model, not a curated record
AUGAAAUCUAACACCAGUAAAAACUCUAAACAUUCUCAUAACAAAGAAAAUAAAAAUAUAAAGAAACUUGCUUUUAAAACUUCUACGAUUAAUAAUUCUAUUGUAAAUUCUGCUGAGAAUAAGGCCUUUAAAAAAAAUUCGAUUGAACAAGUUUCAAAAGUUAACGAUUUAGAAAAUUUGAAUGAGGAAUCUUUGGAUAAUAAAAAAGCAGUACCAGAUUAUGAAAAUGUUGAAAAUAUGAGCACUGUUGUUUCCAAUCAAGAAGAACAAUACAGUUUAUUUGAUAAAAAAGAAUGUGUUUCAAAAACGGAAGAAGAUAUUGUAUCGAAUGAAGAUACAGAUAUAAAUUUAGAACAUGAAGAUAGAGAAAGUGAAAUUAAAGAAAAGGAAUAUUUUAAUUUAAAUUUUCCUCAAGAAAAACAUAACAGUGUUUCGAAAGAAUCAAUCGAUUCACUUAAACCUAAAGUAAAUAAUGCUGCUGAUUUAAUUUCGACAUUAAAAAAUGAUUUUAUUGAUUCAAAUGAAUUGAAAGAAAAUUUUGAUGUUGUUGAAGAAAAAGAGAAUAAUUUCAAUAAUUAUGCUACUUCAGUUGAAAACAAUUCUAAUGAAUUUGUUGAAAUGGAAGAAAAUAAUUUCACCACCAUUGAAAGCAAUGAAAACGAUAUAACAAAUUUUGGUAAAAUAGUACAAGAACACAGUGAUGGCGAUAUGAUCGAAUCAAAAGAAAAUGAUAAUUGUAAUGAAAUUGAAAAAAAAGAACAAAAUUAUACCGAUGUUGUUGAAACAAAAAAUUGUGAAGAAGUUGAAAUAGAAGAAAAUGAUUUCAAAAAUUCUGUUCAAAGCGAUGAAAACAAUUUAACAAAUUUAGAAGAAAUGAAAGAACAAAAUUUUGUGGAUCAAAUCGAAUCAAAAGAAAUUACUACUACCUGUGAUGCAGUUGAAAUAAAAGAACAGAAUCAUACCGAUCUUGUUGAAACAAAAAGUUGUGAAGAAGUUGAAAUAGAAGAAAACGAUUUCAAAGAUUCUGUUCAAAUCAAUGAAAACAAUUCAGUUAAAAUGGAAAAUGAUGAUUUGGAUGAUUUAAAACAAUCAGAAAUGGCUGAUACAGUCGAAACUGAUCUUGAAAAAGGUGAAUUUGUAAAUAAUAUGCAUUUCGAAUCGAAUAAAGGGGAUGAAGAGUCAUUAAACGAUAAAAAUAAUGUUCUCGAAACCGUCGUAGAACAAAAUGAAGAAUCGAAAGAAAUUUGCAAUAGGAAUUUGAUGAAAAAACCAAAUUCACCCAAACUGGUGGUAACAAAGAAAUCCCUCAAUACUCACGUGCAAACUCCUCAUCCUAAAACGCAAAAAGGUAAUUCAUCCAUUGUUAAGAAACCACCACCACCACCGAAGGGACCCGCCAGACAAUCAAUUUCAACAUUACACAGAAAGAAAAAAAUGGGAAUGUAUCGUGCAAGUUCUGAAAAAAAUUUAAGCGAAUUAAACGCGGCUUUAAAAAAGAGCAAUUCUUCUGGACCGGAGUCUCGAACAUUUGAAGAUUCAUUAGAUCCUAAAAAUAAAAUGAAAACAAAUCCGUUAUCACUUUCUUCAUCGGAUAUCAAAGAAUGGUUAAAAAUAAAUGGCCACCCUUUGGAUGGAUACCGUCACUUACGCUGUUUCGGAAUUCAUAACAAAGAAUCGAAAUCUUUGGAUCCUUUGAAAAAACCCAAAAAGGUUUUAUCCUUUCAAUCUGAAGAAGAGGGCAAAAAUGAAGAAUCGGAAACGAAAGUGAAUGAUGAUGAACAUCACUCCUCUUCGGUUUCUACAGAAUUAUCAGAUAUUGAAAAUCGUUUGAAAGAACUUCAUCGUUUAAUCGUUGAUAUAAAAUAUCCGAAAAAUAGAUGCGAAGAAUGGUUGAUUGCUCUCAGAAAGAAACAUUCGACGUGUACGGAAUGGCCGAUUUAUUGGGAAUGUUUAGCAGCACUCACCGGAAGUAGUUUUGAAAAUUCCGAAAGCACCAAAAAUUUGCCAUCGGGAGAUACGUUAGCCGAAUUAUUCGACAAAAUGGUAAUCGAACAACAGCGAAAAUCAUCGGAAACGAAAGUUGAAAAGGGUCUCGAUUUAAAAAAUAUUUUCAAUUCGACAACGAUUAAAUUUGCACUCCAGUCAAAAAAUAAUAAACCGUACGUCGAGUUGUAA